AUAAUGCUGAAAAAAAGAUAACAAUUUUUUUUUCUAAUUUUUCUUAUUGCAAUUUGUAUUAUAUUAUUGAAAUAUCAGUGGCCGAAAAUACUUUUUUUUUUAAGUAUGGAUACAAAAACCUUAUCUGGUUUUGGGGAAAUAAAAUCAGAAUUAAAAUUCGAUGGGUUUUUGGAUUGGUUUGUCGCUUAUAACGAUGUACAUACAUUGUGGCGAGCACAGCCUACAUAUUUAAUUGUUUCUAUAUUAUUUAUCGUCGGUGGACUCAUCACUUUUUAUCACGCACUAAAAUCUGGAGGUCGUUUUAUUCAAUUAUGGAUUGGUGUAAUUUGCCAUGGAUUAGUAGUGGAAAUUGUAUGCUACAAUCUUCCAGAUAUUGACAAUUUUUGGCAUUCACCAACACCAAUAAUGUUUCUAGGACGUCGUUUGCCAUUGCAUAUAAUAUUUCUUUAUGCUGUUUUUAUAUACACUGCAGCUAUUACAAUUGAUAAAUUAAAAUUACCAUUAUGGAGUGAACCAUUUGCAGUUGGAUUAAUGGUCAAUUUAUUAGACUAUCCUUACGAUGUGAUGUCUGUUAAAUUUGUACAUUGGGUGUGGCAUGACACGGAUCCAAAUAUUUUCGAUCGUCAUUAUCACGUUCCAUGGAAUUCUUAUUAUUUUCAUGCCACAUUCGCUGCAGGAUUUAUAUUUUGGUUUUAUUUUACAAGACGAUUCAUUAUUAAGAGUAAUGAUCCCAAAAAAUCUGGACCAUUUUCCAAGGAAUUACUUUGCACUUUGAUAGCCUCAUUUUUGGGAAUGCCCACUGGUGUGUUAAUGUUUAUACCAAACUAUCAUAUUUUACAUGAUAUUUACAAUUUACAUUCAGAAUUAACUUAUCAUUUACUUCUUGGUAUUUAUGUCGUUAUAAUAUUCAGUGGUAUUUUAAGUCUCAAAACUCUACCUCAACAUUCACGAAAUUGUCAAGAUUAUUUAAUACUCGUCUACUUAGCAAUUUACUAUUCAGUAUACUUUGGAAUGGCUCUUAUUGGCAAUCCAGAAUCAGAAAUUGCAAUGGGAUUACAUGAACCAAUUGGACCGUGUGAUAAAAAUGUGUCUAUAAAAACUGCAUUUGGACAAACACUUUAUAAACGAAAAUACCUGUGCGUUACAGAUUAUGAUGAAUCAUAUUUUGGAUGGUCUUGUUUAUCUGAUGGAAAACCACCAAUUGGAAAAAUUGCCGAUUAUUAUACAAUUUGUGGUACACCAUUUGAAAAUAGAAUGGAAUAUAUUAUUUUAAUGUUGACAAUAACAAUUAUUGCUGCCGGUAUAUUUUUAAAUAUAUUUCUUCGGACAACUAUCAAGAAAAAUGCACUCAAAAAGAAAAAUUAGAACUUACAAUUGUGCAAAAAUUUCAUUCCCAUUAUAAAAAAUUUUUUUGCAAAAAUCUUGAGGAAAAAAAAUAUAUAUAUUAUUAAUACUAUUUACAAUAUUAUGCAUAUUAUAAAAUUCAAAACGUGUUUUUUUGUAAGAAAAAAUUCAUUGUUUAAAAACAUUUUGCGCUAUUGUGUCCGUCGUUGAUUUUAUCACACAUACACACAAUUCAAGCCAGUGUGAAAUAUAUUAGAUUUUUAAGUAUCACAGUCUCAAAAGAAAUUUAUGCAUAAUUUUCGAUAAAAUUCAUUUUAAAACAAUUAAAAUAUCACUCGUUUUGAAGAAUAAAAUGAUUGGUUAUUUUAAAAAAAUUUGAAAUAUAUAUGUAUUAUUAAUUUCAAUAAAAUUUAAA
Messenger RNA from Leptopilina boulardi, 1759 nucleotides. RefSeq lists its product as uncharacterized. The transcript is spliced from 6 exons. The record is from RefSeq and is a predicted model, not a curated record. Lineage: Eukaryota; Metazoa; Arthropoda; Insecta; Hymenoptera; Figitidae. Bases 106 to 1365 code for a protein of 419 amino acids.